AUGCACGACAUACAAACCCCAGAUAUAGCGUCUGUCGAAAGAACUUUUCAAGGACUUGAACUUAAAGCAGAACAGCGCGAUAAUGGUAUAUUCGCUGCUAUAGUCAAGGCCUUGCUAUCAAACAGUAAUCAAUGGAUGAGAGCUCCAGACAUUGUCGGUUGUGAGGAACCAAUCGAAAAACAUCAAAUCAAGAAUUUAACUUACUACCGUCUUUCCUUGCAUUUAUUUACGGAUUCACGAAUUCGAGACUCGAUGAACACUAUACCUCCAACCCCUCCUCCUGAUCCUCCUCGUUUAGCAAAAGAUAAGAAACGAUCUCCUACGAAACCGUCUCGUUCCACAGCGUCGAGUCGGAGUACGACGAAAAGAAUCACCAUUGAUUCUGACGUUAAUGUUAUAACAACAAAGAAAAUAAAAAUUAGCCACAAUACGUCUCCUACUAUAAAUUUGACAGAUAAUGAACAUGAUUCCCAAUUUUUAAUAGAACCAAGUUUAAAAAAAAAGAGUACAAAAUACCAACCUUCUGAAGACUACGGUACUCCGGAAAGCGUAAUAGAAGAAGAACCAACAAUGAUUAAUGAAAUUAAUGAGUAUGAUUUGAAUUUGUCUUCUUUUUUAAUGGACCAAAAUCGUUUGCAAUUAUUCAAGAAACAGGUUAUUCUUACUCUCGACUUAGUCGACUUAGACGCAGUGAAAAUAGAUAUCCAAAAUCUAAGACGAUCUGAUGGCUCCUUUAUGGCACGAUUAUUUUGCUUGGCGGAUGGACAUGGAGGUUCUGGAUGUUCGGAAUUUUUAAUUUCAAGAGUGCCAAAUCGUAUCCAAGAACUGUUACAAGAUCAUCCGGCGAAUUUUGAUAACAAAGACGAACAACAAUGGUUUAGAGAACAAAUGGUACAUCUCGUCAGGCAACUGGACGACGAAUACGUUGAAGCUAAACGUGUAGAAUUUCGUCGUUGGAAAUAUCAGAGAGAAAAACAAGGCAAUUCUAAUUCAAUACCAUUUGUAGAUGAAAAUUUUAUUAUAAAUGAUCAAAGUGAUUCUGAUUCAAUGCCACCAGUAGACGACGGAUCAACUAUCAUUAUUAAUGUGUUUAUUAAUGAUUGGUUAAUCAAUGUUAAUGUUGGUGAUUCACGAACCUUUCUUGCUUGUCGAGGCAAAAACAAUAAAUGGUCUGUAGAAUUUGCGAGUGAAGAUCAUAAACCUUAUCUUGAACGCCUUGCCUUGAAAAUAUAUUCGAAUGGCGGCAUAUUUGUUGAUAGUAAUGAUGAUCCAAUUAAGUUUGAUCCUACUCCUAGACAACGUCGCACUAGACCAAGUUUAAAGAACGCGCGUAUUAGACUCCAAGGGCAAGAAAGUGAAAAUGAAGAUGGUGUUCCCUACAUAAAUGAAACUGGAAAAUAUUGGUCGAUUAAUGUUGCUGCGACCUGUGGUGAUUUACUUUUCAAAUUAAAUCGCUCUAGAAGAGUUAUUGAUUGUGUUCCAGAUGUUACUUUUAGAAAGUUGGGUAAAUAUGGUGGUGAUAGAUUCUUAUUGAUAAGCAGUGAUGGGCUUUUUGACCAUUUAAAAGAGUCAAGAAUAGAUGAACAGAACAAUGAAGUCGCUAAAUUUAUUGGUGGCUUAUUGGACAAUGGAGAAUCUGUCAUGAACGUUGUUAAAAAAAUAG
Molecule: messenger RNA, 1663 nt
Organism: Racocetra fulgida
Lineage: Eukaryota; Fungi; Glomeromycota; Glomeromycetes; Diversisporales; Gigasporaceae
Source: the annotation of a GenBank genome assembly